AUUAGAGCUCUUCUCACAUUGCCUCUCGAACUCUCUCGUUUCCUCAUCUCUCAGCUCAGAGAGUAAUCAAUACGAUGCCGUUUAUAGCACUCUUCGUCACUGCCACCCAGCUCGCCGGAGUAAUAGUCACCGUCACCGUCGCCGCCAACGCCUUCUCCUUCCAUCGCUACCGGAAAAAGAACCUCCGCCCGUUCCGAUCGCCGAUCGACGAGUCCUCCGACACUCUCGCCAUCUUCGAUGCUAACGAAGGAGAGAAUUCGUUUUUCUUUGGACUGGCGACAGCACCAGCACAUGUUGAAGACAAGCUCAAUGAUGCUUGGCUCCAAUUUGCAGAAGAAGACACUUGUGAUAAAUCAGAGCACCACAGCCAGCAACCUGCAGAUGCUUUGAUAGGUUCAGCUUCUGCUGAUGGUGGGUCGCAGCAAGCUUCAUUACCACAAAAAGACACUAAUAGAACACUUAAGAGGAAAAAAUCUCGUAAGAUAGCAAUGGAAGCAAUGAUUAGGGGGUUCGUGAAGUACAUAGAAGAAAAGGGUGAAGAAGAACCUGUACAAAGCGAAGAAUGCCAUCACAAAGUAGCUGCAUGGCACAAUGUUCCACACCCGGAAGAAAGGCUUAAAUUUUGGUCUGAUCCUGAUGUAGAAAUUAAUUUGGCUAAAAGGACAGGCAUCAGUGUUUUUCGAAUGGGAAUUGAUUGGUCAAGAAUCAUGCCCGAAGAGCCUGUCAGUGGUCUUAAGGAUAUUGUCAAUUAUGCGGCAUUGGAACAUUAUAGGUGGAUCAUCAAUAGAGUUCGCUCUUAUGGAAUGAAGGUGAUGCUUACUCUAUUCCAUCACUCAUUGCCACCUUGGGCUGGUGAGUAUGGAGGGUGGAAGCUUGAAAAAACUGUUGAUUAUUUCAUGGAUUUUACCAGGCUGGUUGUUGACCAUGUAUCAGAUAUUGUAGACUAUUGGGUGACUUUUAAUGAGCCUCAUGUUUUCUGUAUGCUGACGUAUUGUGCUGGUGCUUGGCCUGGUGGUCAUCCUGAUAUGCUGGAGGUUGCCACAUCUGCCUUACCAACUGGUGUUUUCCAACAGGCGAUGCAUUGGAUGGCCAUUGCACACUCAAAAGCCUAUGACUACAUACAUGAGAAAAGCAGUACCUUAACAAAUCCAAUAGUUGGAGUUGCACACCAUGUCUCGUUUAUGCGGCCGUAUGGGCUCUUUGAUGUUGCUGCUGUUACAUUGGCAAAUUCCAUGACUAUUUUCCCAUAUGUGGAUAGUAUCUCUGACAAACUGGAUUUUAUAGGCAUAAACUACUAUGGACAGGAAGUGAUCUCUGGUUCUGGACUGAAGCUUGUAGAGACUGAUGAGUAUAGUGAAUCUGGACGUGGGGUAUAUCCCGAUGGCCUGUACCGCAUGCUGCUACAGUUCCAUGAAAAAUACAAACAUCUCAAUGUCCCCUUCAUCAUUACUGAAAAUGGGGUUUCAGAUGAGACAGACUUGAUCCGUCGGCCAUAUAUUUUAGAACAUUUGCUUGCUGUUUAUGCAGCCAUGAUCAUGGGUGUCCCUGUGAUUGGGUACCUAUUUUGGACAAUUUCAGAUAAUUGGGAGUGGGCUGAUGGAUAUGGUCCCAAGUUUGGACUUGUAGCUGUUGAUCGGGCUGAUGGGCUUUCCCGGAUUCCACGUCCUUCGUACCAUCUAUUCUCUAAAGUGGUGACAUCAGGUAGAAUUACACGUGAAGACCGGGCACGAGCAUGGAAUGACCUCCAGAGAGCGGCUGAGGAGAAAAAAACACGUCCAUUCUAUCGGGCAGUUAAUAAACAUGGUUUCAUGUAUGCAGGAGGACUUGAGGAACCUAUAAUGCGACCUUAUGUUGUACGAGAUUGGCGAUUUGGACACUAUGAGAUGGAAGGUCUGCAGGACCCAUUGAGUCGCUUAUCAAGAUUUAUUCUCCGCCUUUUCUCUAUCAAAAGGAAAAGGAAACCUCAAAAGGAUGACGCUGAAUUGGUUCUUCAGCAUCUUUAGCCUCUGAUGGCUUACCCACUCUUGUCCAGAAUCUCUAUAUACUUUAUACACUUAUGGGAAACCUCAAACUAUAGCACUACCAAGCGAAGACAAGAUUCCAAGUUCCUGAAAGCAGUCUUUGAUAACCGAAGCAUAUAUAGCUUCUCAAGUAAUUUGAUUAAAACAUGAGGAGACUGCUUGUUAGACAUGGAAGGCAUUAAGUUGGUGUGAAUUCUUUCACAGCAUGUAUUUCAGACCUUGUUUCUUAACUGUAAUAUAAUGUAUAUGUAACAUGUUAUCUUUUUACCAUAUUGGUUUCAUGUAUAUUAGGAUAUAGUUCCUGUAAAAAAAAAAAAUUAUUUCCAGCACUUUGGAGACUUUGCCAUGGAAUUCAGAAAAACAAAAGAAUACAAAUUUACUCUUUAGACUGCU
Molecule: messenger RNA, 2414 nt
Organism: Quercus lobata
Lineage: Eukaryota; Viridiplantae; Streptophyta; Magnoliopsida; Fagales; Fagaceae
Gene: SFR2
Product: Glycosyl hydrolase superfamily protein
Exons: 11
Coding region: 75-2003 (642 amino acids)
Biological process (GO): carbohydrate metabolic process
Molecular function (GO): beta-glucosidase activity
Source: RefSeq, a predicted model, not a curated record